Molecule: messenger RNA, 646 nt
Organism: Neltuma alba
Lineage: Eukaryota; Viridiplantae; Streptophyta; Magnoliopsida; Fabales; Fabaceae
Product: transcription elongation factor 1 homolog
Exons: 5
Coding region: 95-361 (88 amino acids)
Biological process (GO): transcription elongation by RNA polymerase II
Cellular component (GO): transcription elongation factor complex
Molecular function (GO): RNA polymerase II complex binding
Source: RefSeq, a predicted model, not a curated record
CCCUGGGCUAGUGCCUGCAAAGAACAGCCAGCGUCAACACAGGAAGCCCCUUUUUCGGGCAGAGACGGCCGGGAAUUCCACAAGGAUUUGAGCUAUGGGAAAGAGGAAAUCAAGAGCAAAGCCACCUCCAAAGAAGCGAAUGGAUAAGCUUGACACUGUCUUCAGCUGCCCCUUCUGCAAUCAUGGCUCUGGCGUUGAAUGCCGCAUAGAUAUGAAGAACCUCAUAGGGGAAGCUUCUUGCAGGAUAUGCCAAGAGAGCUUUAGUACUACCAUCACAGCUUUAUCGGAGCCAAUAGACGUAUACAGUGAAUGGAUUGACGAAUGCGAACGGGUCAACAACCUGGAAGAUGAUGGGGCUUAACUUGGAUGCUGACUAACCACUGUGUUUGGUGGAAGUGGAUGGAGGGACUGUCCAUCUUUAUCUUUUGUUCUGCCUGUAUGUAAGUAAAUUACUAAUUAUGCCUGUUCCUGUUUUAAGCAUUUGUGCAGGCACAAGUUUGGUUCCUGUGUCAGACUGCCAUAUACCUCGUGUAAUAGAAUGUGCAAGAACGUGACUGAGAAUAAUUCAGCUUGCUGCCUGUUUAGAUGAAGCCCCCUUCACAUGCUCAUAUUGAAGCCUUGAAAUAAAAUUGCAGUGUAUUUAUGU